Molecule: messenger RNA, 1551 nt
Organism: Lachancea meyersii CBS 8951
Lineage: Eukaryota; Fungi; Ascomycota; Saccharomycetes; Saccharomycetales; Saccharomycetaceae
Source: the annotation of a GenBank genome assembly
AUGCACUACGUUUGGGUUCUUUCGGCUCUUGCCGCUUCUUGCAGUUCUGCAAAUGCCACUCCUUUCGCCAUCCAAAAGAGAGCUGUCUCGUCCAGCGGUGGGAGCGUUUUGUAUUCCAACCAGACUAGCUCCGGUUCCAUUCUUUCCACCGGCUCUGUUCUAUUCCCAAACAGCUCUACCGUGCAAACUGGGUCUAGUGUAAGUGCUACCAUCACGGCUGGUGCUGGAUCUGGAUCUGGUUCUGGUGCUGCCAGCUCUGGUGCUGCUGCUGGUUCCACUGUCUCUGGUUCUGGUUCUGGUGCUGCCAGCUCUGGUGCCAUUAGCUCUACUGCAUCUGGUGCUGCCAGCUCUGGUGCUGCUGGCUCCAGUGCUGCUGGUUCUGGUUCUACUGCCUCUGGUGCCAUUAGCUCUACUGCAUCUGGUGCUGCCAGCUCUGGUGCUGCUGCUGGUUCCACUGUCUCUGGUUCUGGUUCUGCUGCCUCUACUGCCUCUGGUGCUGCUGGUUCCACUGUCUCUGGUUCUGGUUCUGCUGCCUCUACUGCCUCUGGUGCUGCUGGUUCCACUGUCUCUGGUUCUGGUUCUGGUUCUGCCAGCUCUGGUGCCAUUAGCUCUGCUGCCUCUACUGCCUCUGGUUCUGCUGCCUCUACUGCAUCUGGUGCUGCCUCUGGUGCUGUUACUUCCGGUGCUGCUGGUUCUAGCGCCGCUGCUUCUGGUGCCAUUAGCUCUGCUGCCUCCGGUGCUAACUCCUACACUGAAAGUGUUGUCACCGUCACUUCCAAUGGCGUCAAGACCGUCUACACCACUACCUGCCCAAUCAGCCAAGCUACUUCCCAAGCUUCUACCGCUUACACUGAGAAGGUUGUUACCGUCACUGAGUCUGGUGUUGUGACUUCUUACACCACCACUUGCCCUCUAUCUGAGGUCGCCAAACCAACUACCACCUCUGCUGCCGCUGGUACCACCGGCUACACCGAAAAGGUUGUUACCGUCACUGAGUCUGGUGUUGUGACUUCUUACACCACCACUUGCCCUCUAUCUGAGGUCGCCAAACCAACUACCACCUCUGCUGCCGCUGGUACCACCGGCUACACCGAAAAGGUUGUUACCGUCACUGAGUCUGGUGUUGUGACUUCUUACACCACCACUUGCCCUCUAUCUGAGAUCGUCAAGUCUACAACUGCUACCCCAGCUACCCCAGCCACUGGCUCUUCAGCUGCUACUCCAGCUACCCCAGCCACUGGCUCUUCAGCUGCUACUCCAGCUACCCCAGCCACUGGCUCUUCAGCUGCUACUCCAGCUACCCCAGCCACUGGCUCUUCAGCUGCUACUCCAGCUACCCCAGCCACUGGCUCUUCAGCUGCUACUCCAGCUACCCCAGCUACCGGUUCCUCAGCUGCUACCCCAGCUACCCCAGCUACCGGUUCUUCAGUCGCUUCUUCGAGCUCCUCUACUAAAGCUGCUGCUACAACCGCUGCCAUUUCCACGUACGAGGGCUCUGCCAAUUAUGUGAGAGCUGGUCUCCUAUUGGCCGUUCCAUUGGCCUUGUUGUAA